CACAACAUUCUAACGGACUUACAGUCGCGACGUCAUAAGAACAAUAAUCAAGCUGGUUUAGAACUUUGUAUUGUAUAUUCUUAGUAGUGAUUGAUUUUUUAUAUGAAAAUGAAGACGCAAAUCAUUUACAGCUGCGCUUUAAUUUUAUUGGUGCAAUCCAUACACGCGAUGGUCAUAGAAAACCUUGACAAUGGCGAGCAGUUGCUGCACUUCGGCUUCAAAACAGAGAAUGGUCAAUCGCGUACAGAGGACAUAAAAUACAAUAACACACACAAUGAAGUAGUUCAUGAUGAUGAUGAUGAGAAGAAUGAGAAGGUUGCUGCAACAACUGUGACACCUGUGGAGUAUCGAGGCGGCUAUAGUUUCAUUUCUGCCGAUGGCUAUGAAUACACUGUGCUUUAUAAGGCAAACAAAAACGGAUUUCAACCCUAUGUAACAGCGCGCAAAUUACGGAGUGAUAAAAUUUGAGCGAAAAUCUAUGCAUGAAAUCUAAUAAAAUGCCAAUAUCAACAAAACUAGAUCGUAUUAUUCUUAACUUUAUUAUAUUUAUUGUAAUCACUACCAGUAUGCUAGUAUAUUUAUGUAUGUAGUUUUAAGUUGUGAUAACGCAAUAUAUUUAGAUUGUUGUAUUGUAUGUAUG
Anastrepha obliqua is the source of this 640-nucleotide messenger RNA. Its product is annotated as endocuticle structural protein SgAbd-6-like. The record is from RefSeq and is a predicted model, not a curated record. Bases 103 to 468 code for a protein of 121 amino acids. The transcript is spliced from 3 exons. Lineage: Eukaryota; Metazoa; Arthropoda; Insecta; Diptera; Tephritidae.